CUUUAGUUUUGUUUAAUUUUACAAAAAGUAAAAUAAAAUGUCCACAGAGCCAUCGGCAGGUGGAGAAAAUGUGGGUUUCAAAAAAGCUGCUGGAUUUAAACGGGGAGGUGGGAGGAAACGUCCACAAAGAAGAGUUGUCGAGAAAAAUAAUUCGAGCUCCAGCAGUGAGGAAGAAUCGGCUGUAGUUCGAAAAGAGAAAAGACAAAUUCUAAACCAUAUGAAGCAGAGCACAAAUAAGAUGAAGAAAAAAGUGAAGUACAGCAGUAGCAGUUCAUCUGAAAGUGAUCAAAAGGCAAAAGCAAUCGCUGUGUUAUACAAAUCUACACAAUCUGCUAAAGCAAGUGGUCCAGAUGACAUGGGAGCUACCAAAAUUUUUGAGCUUGAUACUUCUAAAGAUAGAGAUGCACAAGCUGUGUUUGAAAGAGCACAGAAGCUGCAGGAGGAAUUAAAAUCUGGAGAAGCUGAUGACAAAGUUUACAGAGGAGCUGCUGGUUACAGAAAGUUCAUCAAACCUAAGGAUACUGCAUUGGGAAAUGCAUCAUCAGGAAUGGUAAGAAAAGGCCCCAUCCGUGCCCCAGAGCAUUUAAGAGCCACUGUCAGGUGGGAUUAUCAACCAGACAUCUGUAAAGAUUAUAAAGAAACAGGAUUUUGUGGAUUUGGAGAUUCCUGUAAAUUUCUCCACGAUCGAAGUGAUUACAAACAUGGCUGGCAAAUUGAACGCGAAUUAACUGAAGGAACUUAUGGAAGAAAUCAGGAGGAAAACUGGGAAGUUUCCGACAGUGAUGAUGAGCUACCUUUCAAAUGUUUUAUUUGCAGAAAAAGUUUUGUAGACCCGAUAUCAACAAGGUGUAAACAUUACUUCUGUGAGCAGUGUGCACUCAACCACUAUCGGAAAUCACGAAGAUGUUUUGUAUGCGGAGAACAAACAAAUGGUGUAUUUAAUCCAGCAAAGGAAAUUGUAAGCAAAAUGGAAAAUGAAAGCAAACAGUCACAAAUUGUUGAAGAUGGGGAUUGAAAAUUUAAAGUUUCCGGAAUAUUUCAGCAAAAAUGGAAGAACAGCAAUAUGCGUUCUGUUAAUAUCUAUCCGAUAUUACAUUUUCUACUAGAAAGAUACGAACCGUUUCGUUACAACUUCAAUAAAAAAUAAA
Molecule: messenger RNA, 1148 nt
Organism: Ciona intestinalis (vase tunicate)
Lineage: Eukaryota; Metazoa; Chordata; Ascidiacea; Phlebobranchia; Cionidae
Source: RefSeq